Messenger RNA from Phragmites australis (common reed), 2767 nucleotides. RefSeq lists its product as uncharacterized. The coding region runs from base 259 to 2301 and encodes 680 amino acids. The record is from RefSeq and is a predicted model, not a curated record. The transcript is spliced from 3 exons. Lineage: Eukaryota; Viridiplantae; Streptophyta; Magnoliopsida; Poales; Poaceae.
GGGCGCCGCCCCACCCCAACCGCAUCACUCCGCACUCGCGUCGCGCUAGUGGAGUGUCUGCUUGGCUGGCGGCUGGCUUCGCGGAGGAGUGAGCGAGUGAGCUUGCACCGAAACCGCAGUUAAAUUUCAGCACGGCAACGCGCGGCCCGGGCGCAGAUCCCUCCCUUCGCACGCUUGCUCUGCCCGUUCCCGGUGGGCUACGCGACCAGGGCCUUUUCGUGGUUUUCCGAGCUCUUACGCGUCCGCUCGGCUCGGGCGAUGCGGGCGGAUCGCGCGAUGGGGGAGGGGGGCAACAAGCGGAUCGACCUGGGCGCGCCGCUGCGUUCGGUGCACCGGGCCAACGCGCCGCCGCACUACAAGGCCGACCUCAAGUCCGGCCCCGUGCGGCACCCGGGCGCCGUGCCUUUCGUCUGGGAGCAGCGCCCAGGCCAGCCUAAGAGCGUCCGCACCCGCCGCCCGCCUCCGUCACCACCGCCGCGGACGACUUCUCAGACGCAGCCGGAGGUGAAAGGCGGUGAACGGGAGGUCGAUGUGAUUGCGAGCCCCUACUACGAUGCCCUGGGGGUGCUCGGUCCCCAGGCGCUUCAUGGCGUCGCCGCCGACGACUGCAGAACGGGCGCUGCGCCGCUCAAGGAGGAGAAGAAGGUGGCGGUGGUGGAGGCGAAGAAUGAAGUGAAGAGGCAGGAGGUUGUCGCGGUGGCUGCGGUACUACAAAAGGAAGAAGACGACGAAGAGGAGAGGUUCUCCGACGCGCUCGAGUCGCUCUCCCGCACAGAGUCCUUCACCAUGAACUGCAGCGUCAGCGGCCUCAGCGGCGUGCCGAACCCGGUCCCGGGCGCCGCGGCGGGCGCAGAGCCAGGCGCGCGCGGCUUCAUGAUGGACCGCUUCCUGCCGGCCGCGCAGGCCGUGGCAGUGGGCUCCCCGCAGUACACCUUCCGGAAGGCUGGCGCCACUGGCAACCCAGGCCGUGAGCAUGCGCGUGUGGCUGCAGUGAAGGCGAGCAGGGACAAUGGCGAUGAUCGGAUGAGGAGAGCGCCAGUCCAGCUGCCUUACCAGCAUCUGCCGCCCAAUUACUUGUCCUGCACCUAUCCGAGACGCGAUGAGGAGGAAGAGGAUGACGAUGACUAUGAUGUGCAUAAUACCAGGGGUUUUUCAUCCAAAGGGUGUGGUCUGCUCCCUGGGUUGUGUGUGAAAACCUCCUUGUUGCUCCUGAAUCCAGUGCCUGCGAUGAAGCGUGGCAAGGCGCGAGGACGAGGGAGAGACCGGCAGUUCCCGUCCAAAGGCAGGGGCAACACGGCACCGAGUCCGCUUGCCCGGAUCUCACAAAACAAGCAUUUAGGAUGUGAUUCCAAUGGGCAAUCCUGGGAGGAUGUGUAUAAACAUAAGUUGGAGCAGAAGUAUCUUGGUCAAGGAGAGGACGGGAGGAGCAAGUUGGCAAGUGAGUCGAACCAGCUGACAUUCUGGAGCGACUCGCAGACGGGGGAUGGGUCUUCACCAUUCCACCACUCCAUGGGCGGUGGCUUGUCUCCGUAUCGCAGCUAUGCUGUGAUGUCACCGUCAAGCAAAGCAAAUGGGUCAUUUGGAAUAGGAGAUAGAGAUGAGAAAGCAAUUCGGAGCAAUGGCUCUGGUUCACUUGGAAGAGACCAUGAUCGCAGCUCAUUGGCUGGAUCGGAUCACAGUAGUUUUAAGGGAUCAAGUUCCUUGAGCUCAGGACUGGAUAGAACAGGGCAUGAAGAUUCAAUGGAUCGCUAUGGAGAUAUUGAAUCAGAAACAAGCCACCUUAAUCAGCUUCUCGAUACAAAGGUAGCUUUGAAUGCUGACGUAUAUGACUCUCCACCUGAAGGACAACGGAUAGUCGGAAGGAACUCUACUGUGAAGGAUCAAGACAAUGAUCCAUUGACUGAAAAGAUAUCUGAAAUUAGAGAAUCCCUAUUUUCCAUGCCUUGUGGAAGCCCAGGAACGGUUAAAUUGGAUGAUGGAACACAUUUGAUGCAUGAUGCUAGUCAGGAGGUUCCACUACAUUUGGAAGAUACUAGUGUUGUCAAAAAAGAAAUUAUGCCUUUGCAAUCUCUGUUACCAGUCCCAAAAUCACCUUCAGAAUCCUGGCUUUCUCGCACUUUGCCGUCUGUGGCGAAUAAACUGCCUGUGGCAUCUUUUCUUGGAAUCCAAGUACAGUUGAAGAAACAAGCUCCCUGGGCCUCCAUGCAUCCAAAGGAGAAUGAUAAAAAACUUUCCAGGCCACGGCAAAUAAGAUUUGCAGAUGUGGUAGAGAGGCCAACUUCGUUGGAUCCUGAGAUAUGAUGUCGGCCCUCAAGACCGAUAUAUAUUCAUGAUGCUCAUACCUUGGAUGCCAUCAGGUCGUAGAUUUCACCAACGCCCAAUGGCUAUACGAAAAUCAAAAAUCCUAUAAAGAAGGGCCGUCGUUCAACGGAUAAAAGUUACUCUAGGGCCCAGAUGUGCCUCAUCAUUUUGACGUUGCAGUGACUUGGAGCGGCUGCUGGUUAUCCUUUUUCUGAUAAUUUGAAUUCACAUGCCAUGUCUGCUACAUUAUGUUCUGUAUGCUGCUAAUGGUAACUUGGUGGUGGUUUAGAUCUGUUGUAAAUCGUAUAUUUAUACAGGAGUGCUUCUGCUUGCUUCCUUACUGUCCAUAAUGAGAUCAUGUAAUACAAUUCAGUCGAUAGAAGAGUUGCGUUGAUCACAAAAUGUAAUUGCACCAGAUGUACCAUAGAAUAAAAUGUCAGAACAAGUCAGACUCCCAUUCCUGAUA